CACCCACUGGCUGGUGCCUCUGCUCCGGGCAGCUCCUCCCAGCUCUGCUCCGCUCGGCCACUGGCUCCCAGAGGAGAGCAGGUCUGAACCUCCUUGCACAUCUGCAGACUCAUCAAACACCUGUCCUUGACACUUCACAGGAGACCAGCAGACAGGAUGACCCAAAACACGCUGACUGUGAAUGGAGUCGAUGUGGCCUCUACGCUGUCUCAGCCCACCCACAUUGACAUCCACAUCCACCAGGAAUCCGCUUUGGCACAGCUACUAAAGGCUGGGAGUUCCCUUUUGGAGCGCCUGUCUCACCGUCCUGCCAAGGCCAGGAUAAGCUAUGGACAGCUGCCACUCGGGGUGACCCAGGUAUUGCUGGGGGCUACGAGCUGUGCUCUUGGAGGGCUUCUCUACUUGGGGCCCUGGAUUCAGCUGCGUGCCUCAGGCUGUGCCUUCUGGGCAGGGUUUGUGGCCAUUGCAGCAGGAGUUGGGGCCAUUGUCCAUGAGAAGCACCGGGGCAAAGUUUCAGGCUGCGUAUCAGGUCUGCUCACCCUGGCUGGCAUCGCCACGGCUGUGGCCGCUGUUGUCUUCUGUGUGAAUAGCUUAACCUGGCAACCUGAUGGCUUCUACGACAUCAGCUCCGUGUGUGAUCCCUUAGUCCCUGCCACCCCCACCCCUUGGUAUCGACGGAGGAGAGGAAGCAGUUCCUAUUCAUCAUGGAGGGAGGAGAACUGCAGAAACCACAUGCAAAUGCUAAUGGAUUUGUUCCUAGGAAUCCGUGCUCUGCUCCUGGCUGUCUGUGUCCUGCAGGUCAUUGUAUCCUUGGCUUCCCUGGGCGUGGGCCUUCGAAACUUCUGUGGCCAGAGCUCCCGGGCCCUGGAUGAGGAAGGAUCAGAGAGGAAGCUGUUGGGGGAGAAUUCAGCGCCUCCCUCCCCCUCCAAGGAGAAGAGCCAGGCUGUUGUUGUCCUGUGAGAAGCCAGAGACCUUGCCUGGAGCCUGCAUGUCCCCCUGGAGUGGCCCAGGGCCCCUCACUGCCCUGUGUGUCACACGUGCUUCCUUUGGCCGCUCCCCCUCUCCUCACCACCCUCACCCACUCUUCCCACUCCAGGGUCCUCAGUUCAGUGAACAAGUAUUGUCACGUUUUCCCCAAUGCUGAAUAAACAGAAACAACCAUAAAAAAAUGAAAUAAUUUUGU
Hippopotamus amphibius kiboko is the source of this 1183-nucleotide messenger RNA. It is a transcript of the gene TMEM176B, whose product is annotated as transmembrane protein 176B. The record is from RefSeq and is a predicted model, not a curated record. Gene Ontology annotation, biological process: negative regulation of dendritic cell differentiation. The transcript has 8 exons. Bases 157 to 960 code for a protein of 267 amino acids. NCBI's taxonomy places the organism in Eukaryota, Metazoa, Chordata, Mammalia, Artiodactyla, Hippopotamidae. Gene Ontology annotation, cellular component: membrane.